This is a messenger RNA of Bacillus rossius redtenbacheri, 2746 nucleotides long. RefSeq names its product protein DPCD. Bases 212 to 820 code for a protein of 202 amino acids. The transcript is spliced from 4 exons. NCBI's taxonomy places the organism in Eukaryota, Metazoa, Arthropoda, Insecta, Phasmatodea, Bacillidae. The record is from RefSeq and is a predicted model, not a curated record.
GUGAAAUAAUUUAAACAUUUUCUUUUAAUCGUUUCUGUGUUCGAGGCCCGGGUAAGGUAUGGGUAUAACUAUACAUGCUGAUAUUUGUUACGAUUUGAUGAAGAAAUAUGAACGAGGACAAAAUUCUUCUUCGGCUGUUGGUGACAGGUUGUAGGCAACUUAGCAAAAAAUAAAUAUAUACAUCUAUGAAUUGUUGAUAGAUUCAACUAGAAUGGCGGCUGAUGCUUGGUUUGAAAAAUUGCAGAACGCUGAGAAGCUGUGUGUGAUUAAAGAUGGGUCGCGGAAGGUGCACUACCGGUUCGAGGACGGGGAGGAGAUGGUGGAAGAGUACAGCCUGCAGACUGACGUGCUGACGCAGCGUGCGUGGCGACGGCCCGACCGGCUGGGGAGGGCGGGCUGCUGGCAGGCGGAGGUGGGUGACCCCCGGUCGCGGCUCGACGCCCCCGCCGACAGCGUCCUCAUCCAGGAGAGCAGCUCCACUCCGGUGGUCACCAAGAGAGUGACCCGGGGGAACCUGGAGUGGCGGGUGCGCAACCUGCCGUACCCGCCGGAGGUGUACAGCGUGACGGCGGACGAGAAGGGCCACUGCAUCACCGUGCGCACCUCCAACCACAAGUACUUCAAGAAGCUGACCGUGCCGGAGCUGGAGAGGGUCGGCCUGUGUGCCCGGCAGGAAAACAUCAGCUUCUCCCACCGCCACAACACCCUCGUGGUCACUUACAAGAAGCCAGUGGAGGUUCUGCGGCUGGAGGCACGUGUCCUGGAUCUAGUGAAGAACCUGAAGACGACCACCGACGAUGGCCGCUGCGAUCCCAGCUGAGCCCACCCUUCCCCCCCAGCUCUAUAGCCCCAGUGACCUGCUCUCGUGAAGUCGCGCACCGCUCUUGUUUUCUUGUCCACGCAGUUUGGUUGCUUAAUGUGCGGCGAGCGGGGAGGCAGCUGCCUGCUGGCACUGUUGCCAAUUCCUCUACCAUGCAUCGACACGCCUCCUUGCUGUAGUUGCUUGUCUCACUACCUGCCUUGGUCAACAGGACAAGGGAUUGGACUUCAAAAUGGAAAGCUAUGUAAAACUACUAAGAUUGCAUUAUGCCAUUAUUAGAGACAAGAUUAUAUGGUGAAUUGGAAUAAAACUGAGGAUACACUGAAAAACACUUCAAAAUACCACAUAACACUGAAAUGUGACAUAUAGUACCAAAAUGUAGGUUGUAUCAUGAAAUUAAGAACAAUUUAACCAAAACUUAAUUCAAAUUAUAAAAAAUUAAUCUUUUAAAAUUUUAAAAUUGAGAAAUGUCAUUACAGUCAAACCUCUAUCUAUUGAACUCGCAUGUAUCAAUUGUCCGUGUUUAUCGUAUACUUUCUACGGUCCUGGCAAAAUUGCCAUACAACUAAGGUUAAAAAAGUCCGCUUGUACCGAUGUUCGAAUUAUCGUUUUGUCCGCAUUGAUCGUACAAAAUAUGUGGUCCCGUCACUAUAAAUUAUAAUAGAUGAUCGUUUAACCAUAAAGAUUUUGCAGAAAUAACCAUUUCUUAGAAAGAAACCGUCAUAAAAACAGUAACGAUAGUAUACAGUAGUAAAAAUCAACUUAAAUCUGCAGCCAAGUAAUGGAGCACGUAAAUAUGAAGAAAAGACAAAUGAACAACUUACGAAUAAAUAUGGAUGAUGUACCAUAACUACAGUACAAACCCAAUUAUUAUCCUAAGAUAAUUACCAUAAAAAGAACUAAAGAUUCUUUGUCGAUACCAUUAUUACUACAGAAGCACGAUAGCUACCACAUUUGCACUACAGUUACCGUAACAACCGAGAUGUAUAUUUACCGUGACGGUAAUGUAUUUAUUUAUGACAUAUUAAAAAUAAAGAACAUUAUUGAAAAAUAGGAUGUUAAAUUUUUAUAUGUACGUUUGGCACAUGUUGCGAAGAAAUAAUGCGAUCUGAAAAAAUGCAGUACUACUACGAAAAGCGAAAAGGGUAAUCGUGGAUUUUUAGGUUAUGGCAGUCUCUCUCGUUUUUCAGUAAUAUCGGCCGAAAAUUAACAAGCGUAUCGGAAGUCGGCAGAAAUGCCGAUUCAACUAAAUAUUGGCAAAAUCGGCUUCUUCAGUACAGCUCUACAUUUGAUGACAUGAGUAAACAUAUUUCAGACUUCAGGAUAUUGAAAAAGACUUUAAUUUCCAUGUAGAUUUAUUGUGCGUAUGUUUUUUUUUUGCAAGUGUAAAUUGAAUUAAGUAAAAUACUUCCAUUUUUAUUUAUUUUUCAACUGAUUUAACUUUAAUGACAAGUAACUGAUAUAUUUCUGACACUAAUUUUGAGGUUGAAAUAUUUUUUAAAAAUUCUUAGAGUGAAGUCCACAUCUAUUGAAUGUCCGCAUCUACUGAAUUUUUUUGUUGGUCCCCUGAAAAACGAUAGAUAGAGGUUUGACUGUAUUCCUGAACAAAAAAUUGUACUAAAGUGCAUAUAUCAGAAAAAUUAAUUUAAUAUGUUUUAUUGUGCAUCACUUUUAGACCACAAAUGAUCACUAAUUAAUUUUUAUGAAUGUAUUUGUUUUAGACCAAUUUAUUACAAAUUAUUUCAUCGUAUAAAUGCAGCAUAUAAAUUUGACCCCUAUUUUGGUGAACUAAGUAUUACAAAACAGCUGUUAUAAAAAUAAAACCAUAAAAUCUUGUCUCUAGCCAUUAUCCAUGAUGUCAACAAAUCUGAAUGUGAUAGCUGUAUGUAAAUACACUGGAUAUUAAACAGCUCCUUUGAAGCCAGA